Molecule: messenger RNA, 1468 nt
Organism: Coccidioides posadasii C735 delta SOWgp
Lineage: Eukaryota; Fungi; Ascomycota; Eurotiomycetes; Onygenales; Onygenaceae
Biological process (GO): poly(A)+ mRNA export from nucleus
Cellular component (GO): nucleus
Source: RefSeq, a predicted model, not a curated record
CAGGCACUGCCGCGAGCGAACGGAUGAUUGUUCAAUUGGUUUGGUGCCAUUUUGCUUCGUUCUACUCUGUACUUACAACUUAACAUCUCCCUGUCUUCAUUCAUGUUCUUUUUUUAGCCUUGUCUUUGUGAACCAUGCCAGCUGAGGCAAACCACUAGCUAAACACCCAGCCCUCACAAACCUCACCCCGACCUAUUCCUAACCCCGAGCACACAAGCGGAGCCACUCCUCGACCGCUUUACUCCGUGCAUAACGCGCAUUUCGCUAUUUUAGAGCUAUUGGAACCAUUUGCCGACUCCUGCACACCUAUCUUCGCGCUAGUUCAAAUCCUUGCGAAGAAUCCCUUUACCAUGGCCACCACAUACAGCAAAAAGACAAACUCCGAUCUCAUCGAGAUGCUCAAGGCGCGAGGACUCCCUCACACCGGAAAGAAAGCUGACAUGGUCGCGCGACUCGUCGAAGCAGAUAAAGCUGAAGCAGAGAAGGCCAGUCUUGCCCCCGUCCCUGCUACAGCACCCGCGCCUGCACCACAGUCAGCCAAAGCCGAUGCCGCCGACGAUGUUAUCGAUUGGGAUGACGACACGACUCCGAUAGAGCCAGUGUCAGCGCAACCUACGACUUCAGCCGCGACCGCUGCCACGGCUGCUAAUGGGGACGACGCUGAGACAACUGCGGCAGGCGGAAAGGGUGCGGCUACGAGCGCGAUCGCAGUGCCGAAUCAGAAAGUUGAUAUUGAUCCGUCGACAACGCAUGACCUGACCGUCACGAAACCGGAGGAAAAGAAAGCUGAUCAGAAGGAAGUUGCUGCGGAAACCGAGACUGAUAAGGGAGGUGCCCAGGAAACAGCUGCGGGAGAACAGGACGAAGCUGAAAAGAAGGCCGCAGAGAAUUAUAGCAUGGGUCUUGCUACUACAAACCUCGAUGCAGAGCUUGAGAAGCGUAGAAAAAGAGCCGAGAAGUUUGGCAUUGCUGAUGACUCGAGCACCAAAGAGGCUCAGAAGGCCAUGGAGAGAGCGAAGAGGUUUGGGACCGCGAAUGAUGCAUCGUCGGGUGUUAAAGGACUGGAUGAAGCACUGCCAGAGCGCUCAAGAAAGAGAGGCCGUGGCGAUGAUGGCGAUGGCUAUCACCGCGGCGGAAAGCGCAGGAACUUUUCAGGACGCGGAAGAGGACGUGGUGGGUUCGAUGGUCGGCGCCGUCAGAAUGGUGGUUCGAACACUGGCAAAGCGAGUACUUUGAGCGAACAAGAUCGUGUUGCGAUGGAGAGGAGAAAGGCUCGUUUCGGAUAAAUCGGUUCCAUAUCUGUCUUACUACAUGUUUCAAUAUUUCCGGCCCAAACCUAUUUUCGUUCUCAACCUUUACUCCAACGUUUCAUGUUUUAUGCGCCGAUUUGUGCUUCUAUAUGCUAUGGUUUGCUGGCACUGGAGUUUAUUGGAAUUCAAUUUAUGUGGGGGAAAGGGUUGAUCAUCUA